GGUGAUUCCAAAUUGUUUCUGUGUUAUAAAUGUGGAUUUGAUUUGUGUUUUUGAUAUACUGUCGAUGUUUUAUACAGCUGACCACAGUCAGAAGACCAAUUCUACCACUAAUAACAGUCACUGUGAGGUGGCAUUUGCUCCAGAGACUGUUGAGCACUUUCUACAAGAACUCCAGAGCUCACUGAAUGAUUCUUCAGACGAUCACCAUGAAGCACCACCACCAAAAGCUCCUCUUCUAGCUUCCUUGAACUGGAGCACAAGAAAAACUCUUUUUUCAGAGAGUUGGAGGGCCAAAAGACCCCAUCUGGUGAAUACCAUGGCAGCUCAAGAAAGUGUGUCGGAACAUAUAUGCCAACAAUGUGGGAGCAAUCCAGCUGUGCUUCGUUGUCGUGACUGUCUACCUCGCCCCCUUUUUUGUGAUAAAUGUGAUGUCAUCACGCACACCAGAUAUGUCCUUCACAAUAGACGUGCCAUGACUGCCGGAUUCUUCCAGCCAUUGCCUCCAACAACUUACAUUGUAAAUAAGACCCUUUGCCAUGAUGCACGACUUGUCUCUGUGGAGAGCCCAGUCAGAAUCUGCGGCUGUCCACCAGAGUGUUUGAGGGUCAGACCAGGAAAGGUUGUUGCUGUGGUCACAAUGAAUGGACGUUACUAUCUCAGCAUGCCAGAGCUGAGAUGUCUUCUUUACAUUUGAAGAAAUGAAGAUGGCAUCAC
This is a messenger RNA of Oreochromis niloticus (Nile tilapia), 714 nucleotides long. RefSeq lists its product as uncharacterized. The record is from RefSeq and is a predicted model, not a curated record. The coding region runs from base 65 to 694 and encodes 209 amino acids. The transcript has 5 exons. NCBI's taxonomy places the organism in Eukaryota, Metazoa, Chordata, Actinopteri, Cichliformes, Cichlidae.